GACUUUGCUUUAAUUACCUACCUCUAUUGAGACAAUUACACCUACACAUACAUCCACAAAAAACUUCCCAAUAGGCGUCAUGUCUCCUUCUAUUCACAACCUGCCGCUCCUUGGUCCUAUCGUCGGCCUCAGCACUUGGACCUUUGCAAUGGAAGGCCUGCUAUAUGCACGCCGAAUUCCAGCGCUUUCCAAGUACGACGUCACUUUUGAUCCAGCUACUGUCAAGAAGCAGAAGGCAGAGAAAUUGCCUCCUUACGUUCAGUGGCCGGCUGACAAUUUCAACAACUUGCUCGAGCAACCUACUCAGUUCUACGCCGUAAUGCUUGCCUUGACCUUGUUGAAUGUCAAGGACAAGAUGACGGUACGCUUGGCGUGGGGUUAUGUGGGCCUAAGAUUCCUUCACAGCAUCAUUCACGUCACGACCAACAACCUUAAUCUGCGUUUCCCCACCUUUGCCAUGAGCUCAGUUGUGCUUUUGGGGAUCACAGCCAAGGCAGCUUGGGAGCUUCUCUUUUAAGGCAGAAGCUUCCCCAAUGCAUGCGUCACGAAUAGUCAAGUUGAAAA
Messenger RNA from Fusarium redolens, 564 nucleotides. Its product is annotated as membrane-associated, eicosanoid/glutathione metabolism protein. Gene Ontology annotation, cellular component: membrane. The coding region runs from base 80 to 517 and encodes 145 amino acids. Lineage: Eukaryota; Fungi; Ascomycota; Sordariomycetes; Hypocreales; Nectriaceae. The transcript has a single exon. The record is from RefSeq and is a predicted model, not a curated record.